Messenger RNA from [Torrubiella] hemipterigena, 861 nucleotides. The record is from the annotation of a GenBank genome assembly. NCBI's taxonomy places the organism in Eukaryota, Fungi, Ascomycota, Sordariomycetes, Hypocreales, Clavicipitaceae.
AUGCAAAGCGACGGUCAGCAAGAUGCCAUUGCCAGCGGCAGGCGAAUUUAUCUCGGCAACUUGCUUUACUCGGUCAAGCCCAAUGAUGUUGAGGAGUUGUUAGCAAACAACGGAUUUGGAAACUUCGACAAAGUACACAUCUCGAUCGAUCCUGCCUCUUCCCGCAACCCUGGAUACUGCUUCGUGGACUUCUUGGACAAGGAGACGGCCGAUCGUGCCCUUGAGACACUCGACGCAAACAUUGGCGGUCGUCCCUUGAAGGUUGGUCCCUGCGAGCCGAAGAAGCCACGGGCCAUCCGCUGGGGACGCGACGAAAACUCUACAUCGUCUCCUUCCUUCCAGCGCUGGGGCGACUGGAACUCCAACAAAGAUGCCAAUGAGCCCACUGGCACCGAUGGGCCCAGAGCUGCUUUGAAGCAUUUCGACGAAAUCUCCCAGAGCGACGGUCGACGAUUAUAUGUUGGAGGUCUUCCGAAGAUGAUUGACCAGGAGCAAAACCAGGCAGAGCUCCAGCAAAUCUUCGAGGGCUUUAACCCUGCUGUCAUCAGCAAGCGCAUCACUCCUCACGAGAGCACCAGAUCAAAGCCUGGCAACCACCACUACUGCUUCGUUGACUUCAACACCAAGGAGGAAGCUGAGGAAGCCAGAUUGAAGCUUCACGGUAUCGAAUACAACGGGGAUCUCCUCAAGGUCCGAACCGCCGGCCCUCCUCCCGAUAAGACUCGUAGCAACAGACCUGAUAACCGAUAUGAGCGCCGUGGCCACGAUGGCGAAUCUCCCCGCCAAAACCGCAACAGCGAGAGGACAUCAGAGCCCAGCCGAGGAUUCGCCUCGCGAGACUGGCGUAGAAAAGAUGAAUAA